Engraulis encrasicolus (European anchovy) is the source of this 3186-nucleotide messenger RNA. Its product is annotated as potassium voltage-gated channel subfamily H member 5-like. Gene Ontology annotation, biological process: regulation of membrane potential; potassium ion transmembrane transport. The record is from RefSeq and is a predicted model, not a curated record. Gene Ontology annotation, cellular component: plasma membrane. Lineage: Eukaryota; Metazoa; Chordata; Actinopteri; Clupeiformes; Engraulidae. The annotation marks the transcript as partial. The transcript is spliced from 14 exons. Gene Ontology annotation, molecular function: voltage-gated potassium channel activity.
AUGCCUGGAGGAAAACGUGGGCUCGUGGCACCUCAAAAUACUUUUUUGGAGAACAUCGUGAGGCGCUCGAACGAGAGCUGUUUCCUGUUGGGCAAUGCCCAGAUCGUGGGCUGGCCGGUGGUCUACAGUAACGACGGCUUCUGCAAACUCUCUGGCUUCCACCGCGCCGAGGUCAUGCAGAAGAGCAGCACCUGCAGCUUCAUGUAUGGGGAGCGUACGGACAGUAAGACAGUGGCGAAGGUGAGGGAGGCGUUUGACAACUACGAGUCCCACUGCACCGAGGUGCUGCUCUACAGGAAGAACCGUUCUCCGGUGUGGUUCUACAUGCAGGUGGCUCCUAUUAGGAACGAGUCUGACAAGGUGGUGCUGUUCCUCUGCACCUUCAAGGACAUCACUGUCUUCAAGCAACCCAUCGAGGAUGACAGCACACGUGGCUGGGCCAAGUUUGCCCGAUUGACGCGAGCGCUGAGCAAUAACAGAAGCUCUCCGCAGCAGUUCACACCCCUCAGCAAGGCAGACACCGGCACACACAAGCCAUCACGCCUGGCCGAGGUGUUGCAGUUGGGUUCAGACAUCCUCCCAACGUACAAGCAGGAGGCUCCAAAGACGCCGCCCCACAUCAUCCUGCACUACUGCCCCUUCAAGACCAUCUGGGACUGGGUCAUCCUCAUCCUCACCUUCUACACCGCCAUCAUGGUGCCCUAUAACGUGUCAUUCCGUGCGCGUCAGAACAGUGUGGCCUGGCUGGUGUUGGACAGCAUAGUGGACGUGGUGUUCCUGGUGGACAUCGUGCUGAACUUCCACACCACCUUCGUGGGCCCGGCGGGCGAGGUGGUGUCGGACGCGGCGCUCAUACGCAUCAACUACCUGAAGACCUGGUUCAGCAUCGACCUGCUGUCCUGCCUCCCUUAUGACAUCAUCAACGCCUUCGAGAACGUGGACGAGGGCAUCAGUUCCCUGUUCAGUUCCCUGAAGGUGGUGCGUCUGCUGCGUCUCGGCCGCGUGGCCCGUAAGCUGGACCACUACCUGGAGUACGGGGCGGCCGUGCUGGUGCUGCUGGUCUGCGUCUUCGGCCUGGUGGCCCACUGGCUGGCCUGCAUCUGGUACAGCAUCGGAGACUACGAGGUCAUCGACCAGCUCACCAACGGGGUGCGCACGGACAGCUGGCUGUACCAGUUGGCCAACAGCGCGGGCUCGCCGUACCGCUUCAACGCCAGCGGCUCAGGCAGGUGGGAGGGCGGUGCCGGGCGCGACUCGCUCUACGUCACCUCGCUCUACUUCACCAUGACCAGCCUCACCACCAUAGGCUUCGGCAACAUAGCGCCCUCUACGGAUGGGGAGAAGAUCUUCUCCGUGGCCAUGAUGAUGGUUGGAUCUCUGCUUUACGCCACCAUCUUUGGAAACGUGACAACCAUCUUCCAGCAGAUGUACGCCAACACCAACCGCUACCACGAGAUGCUCAACAACGUGCGAGACUUCCUGCAGUUAUACCAGGUGCCAAAGGGUCUGAGCGAACGAGUCAUGGACUAUGUGGUGUCCACCUGGGCUAUGUCUAAGGGCAUCGACACAGACAAGGUGCUCUCCAUCUGUCCCAAAGACAUGCGCGCGGACAUCUGCGUGCACCUGAACCGCAAGGUGUUCAACGAGCACCCCGCCUUCCGCUUGGCCAGCGACGGCUGCCUGCGCUCGUUAGCGCUGGAGUUCCAGACGCUGCACUCGGCCCCAGGGGACCUCAUCUUCCACGCCGGGGACACCCUGGACACGCUCUGCUUCGUGGUGGCCGGCUCGCUCGAAGUCAUCCAGGACGACGAGGUCAUCGCCAUAUUGGGUAAGGGCGAUGUGUUUGGGGAUGUCUUCUGGAAGGAGUCGGCGCUGGCUCCCGCGUGCGCUAACGUGCGGGCGCUAACCUACUGCGACCUGCACAUCAUCCAGCGGGCCUCGCUGCUGAGGGUGCUCCAAUUCUACACCGCCUUCGCACAGUCCUUCGCACGCCACCUUGUGCUCACCUGCAACCUCCGCAAGCGCUUUGUUUUCCGCAAGAUAGCGGACGUGCGUCGCGAAGAGGAGGAGAGGAGGCGAGGAGGGGGCCAGACUCCGAUACCGCCCCACCACCCCGUCAGGAAACUCCUCCGGCGCUUCAAGCAGCAGAGGCAGAACCAGCACGCGCCGGACCCAACCCAGCCACCGGACCUGGAAAACAACCAGCAGCAAGGAGAGACCCUGGGUCAGAACCACACCUUGGACCAUCCCACGGGGCUGGACAGCUCCAUGGGCUGGUCGGGCAGCUCCACACCCCUGAUAACCAGCCUCCAUUCCCCGCUCCACACCACGCCACCCAUCCCCAACCAGGCCGGCCAGAACCACAGCAGGCGGCGUGACGCGGCAGAGUCGACUCAGAACCACAGCGCCCCCUACCUGAAGACGACGAGCAGCAUCAUACUCAGCAGAACACAGCUGGUCACGCCCACUCCUCUAGCCGCACCUACCGCGGGUGGCUGGCUCCGCCUACGGAACAACAUGGGUGCCCCCAGCCCAGCGCCCUCCUCCGUCUCCAUCCAUUCCUCUGGCCACGCCCCCUCAUCUACCCAAACUCACUCCAGUAGCCACACCCUUGUCCAGGGGCAGCAGGGGAGGGAGGGCCUUGGCCACGCCCCCAGGGCGGCCUCCAUGGAUCGCCUGUCGGCCGCAGGGGUCAAGGGUCAGGAGGGUGGGCCCGGGGGCGGGGCUAAGAGCUACCUACGUAAGACGGACUCCUGGGAUAGCGGGCUGACCUACAGCGACCAGCGGCUGGACCGCACGCACACGCCCUCGCCCCCGCACACGCCACACGCGCACUACACACACACGCCCUCGCCCCCGCACACGCCAUUCAAACGCACGCACACACCCUCGUCCCCUCACGCGCGCACCCCAUCACCUCCGCACACACCCCCACCGCCACUGGAGCAGUACAGGGGAACUCAGAGUCGGCGUCCCUCCGGGUGUGUGUGCGGCGCGCAGGGCCAAGAGUGUGUGUGCGAACAGCAGCGUCAGGCCUGCGUGUUAGUGCAGGAGGCCAAGGAGGAGCUGAGGGCGGAGCUACAGGCUGUGAGCGUGCGAUUGGCCGGCGUGGAGCAGCAGGUGAGCCAGGUCCUCAAGCUGCUGUUGGAAGAGCACACGCACGCGGCCGCAAACACACACACCACC